This is a messenger RNA of Tricharina praecox, 1704 nucleotides long. RefSeq names its product glycoside hydrolase superfamily. The transcript has 6 exons. The record is from RefSeq and is a predicted model, not a curated record. NCBI's taxonomy places the organism in Eukaryota, Fungi, Ascomycota, Pezizomycetes, Pezizales, Pyronemataceae. The coding region runs from base 186 to 1610 and encodes 474 amino acids.
ACAUCAUCGUGGAUUAAUUGAUACUUGGAUGUUCACCAUCUCGGUGUCAGUCUUCCCCGAAGACCUCCCCACCCUCUCGGAGGUGGUGAUACCACCCAUGAACAGAUCGGUAUAUAUUCUAUUGCCAGUAUGCUCCUCAUGUUGUUUGCAUCAUCGAUCCCAUUCCUGCGGAACAUUCUAACACAAUGCGGUUCCAUACAUUGACCUCUCUUGCCGUGUGUGCUCUGGCGAGCAUUUCAUCCGUCUCCGCUGCUGUCGACAACGCGACUGCCGUUGUCGACUUCUCUGUCACCCGUGGAACGCCCCAGCAGUACGGCAGUGGUGUGCUGUACGGUAUUCCGGACACUUCCAUCGAUACUUGGCAGAUCCCGAAGACAUUCUACACCGAGAUUGGCAUCAACCAUGGGCGUGGGGGAGGCUCGCAGGUAGCCGGUAAGGGGUGGAUGGGAGGAGAAGCAGAUUACGAGGCACGAAUCGAAUCGGCAUAUCAGAACUACCUCCAUGUUCGCGCCCUAGGCGGUCGCUUCUUCCUCCUCAACUCCGCGCUCUGGGGAGCCGAUGGCCUACAAACCGCCAGCGACCCGUUCCCAGGCGACAACGGCGACUGGGCAUCGUACGACGCGUUUCUCGUCCGCGUAGCAGCCGACAUCAACCGUCUCGGCAUGACCGAAGGGCUCAUAGUCGAGCUCUGGAACGAAGCCGACUACAACGCUGGCUUCUGGACGGGCCGCACCCUCGACCAGUUCAUGGACACCUGGGGCUGGGCAUAUCACCGGCUGCGGCCGCUCCUGCCGAAGGAGGUCCUGAUCUCCGGGCCUGCUUUCGCCACGGAAUUGCAGGACGGCGGUCCUUGGCCGCAGUGGUUCGAGUACGCGAAGACCAACGGCAGUAUUCCGGAUAUGUACACCUGGCACGUGCUGUUCCAGCCCGGCGGAACCGGCAAUGAUGUGCAGUGGAGCAGGUCGCAGCUCGAUGGACUUCUGGAUAAAUAUGGCCUGCCGAAGAAGCCGGCAUCCGUCAACGAAUACGCCAUCCCCGAGACCCAAAAUCCCGGAUACUCCGCGUACACCAUCUCUGCGCUCGAGCGCUACGAUACCUGGGGACUUCGUGCCAACUGGGCCAUGGGCGGAGCGCUCCACGACUAUCUCGCCUCAUUAGUCGGCAAGCCCGACAACACCAACGGCGGCGUGUACGACCCGUCCUCGGGCGGCUACUGGGCAACCGGCGAAUGGCACCUGUACAAAUACUACUACCAGGCGCAAACCGGAGUCCGAGUAGCAUCUACACGGUCCACGGACGGGUACUUCGAUGUAUUUUCGACCUGGAACAGCAAGAAGGGCAAGGGCGCGCUCAUUGCAGGGACGAAUGGAAAGACCGGGACCUAUCAGAUCCAGCUCAAGAGUCUGCCGAAGGUGGGGAAGAAGGGCAGCACCGCCGUCAGAGUUGUGACCAAAGCUUAUCCCUGGAUCGGCUUUAGAGAGAAGGUCGACGCCGAUGAGAUCGUGGUGGUUGCCGAUAAGGUCUACACGGUGACGAACGGUGAAGCUUUGGUGCAACUUGUGGUCACCAACGCGACGAUCGGUUAUUCGUUGGAUAUCUACCCCGCCUAGUCGGUUAGUUAUCAGAGAGAAAACGAUCUUGUAUAUAGAUCACCUUUCGAGGGUGUAGGGAACUGGCAAAAAUUAGUGUACUUUUAUGACUGCC